This is a messenger RNA of Dreissena polymorpha, 3602 nucleotides long. RefSeq names its product DNA primase small subunit-like. Lineage: Eukaryota; Metazoa; Mollusca; Bivalvia; Myida; Dreissenidae. Bases 89 to 1333 code for a protein of 414 amino acids. Gene Ontology annotation, biological process: DNA replication, synthesis of primer. The record is from RefSeq and is a predicted model, not a curated record. The transcript has 13 exons. Gene Ontology annotation, cellular component: alpha DNA polymerase:primase complex.
UGGUAAUUCGUGGGCCGCCGUAAUUCGUGUCAUGGCUAUUUGGCGCCAAAUUGUACUUUCAUUUUGUUAUUGACAAACAAUUUCAACAAUGCCGGAAGAGAAUGCUUACGACGCUGAGUGUCUACCAGACCUCCUUCCCAUAUAUUAUAAGAAAUUGUUUCCCUAUGGUCCAUACUAUAGAUGGUUGAACUAUGGCGGCGUUCCUAAGGAUUACUUUAGUAAGCGUGAAUUCUCGUUCACGCUUAAGGAUGACAUCUACAUUCGUUACCAGAGUUUUUCCAACCAAGAUGAAAUGGAGAAGGAAAUUCAGAAAAGAUGUCCGUACAAGAUAGAUAUUGGAGCUGUCUUCUCUCACAGGCCCAAGGAACACAAGACUGUGAAGGCUGCGGCCUUCCAGGCACAGGAGAAAGAGCUCGUCUUUGAUAUUGAUAUGACCGACUAUGAUGAUGUGAGGUCAUGUUGCUUGGGUGCUGAUAUAUGUGAGAGAUGUUGGCCCCUCAUGCAGAUUGCUAUCAAGAUCGUCGACAGGGCGCUAAGAGAUGACUUUGGGUUUGAGCACCUAUUGUGGGUUUACUCCAGGCGUCGUGGUGUCCACUGCUGGGUGUGUGAUGAGACUGCACGUAAACUGUCCCAGCCAGGGCGUACAGGGAUAGCAGAGUACCUGAGUGUCGUCAAGGGUGGGGAAAAUCAAACAAAGAAGGUUUCUUUGGACGAUAGGCCGCAUCCAUCCAUCACGAGCUCGCUGGAGAUAGUGCGGUCCCGCUUCAAGGACUAUGCAGUGAAGAAGCAGGACUUCCUUGGGAAUGAGGACAAAUACAAGAAAGUCCUUCAGCUUGUUCCGGAUGAAAAGCUUGCUGAAACACUGGAGAGGGAGUUUGAGAGUACAAUAAACACAACACAUAAACGCUGGCUCUUAUUUGAGAAAAUGUGUGAGGAUCGCAGGCAGAAGAGCGGGGCCAAAAAGUCUCCAAAUCUGGAGGACGAGGUUAUGUUGCAGUACUGCUACCCUCGCCUGGAUGUCAAUGUCAGCAAGGGAGUGAACCACCUGCUCAAGAGUCCCUUCUGUAUACACCCCAAAACAGGCAGAGUGUGUGUGCCUAUCGACCCAGAGAACAUUGACAGCUUCGACCCUUUCCAAGUUCCAACAGUCAGUGCUAUUGUGGAAGAGCUCAAUAAAUCUAAUGUGGGCGGUGAGGAGGUCAAGAAAGCCAGAGAUUACAACAACACAUCCCUCAAGCCAUGCAUUGACGUGUUUAUGCGGUUUCUGGUUGCUCUGGAAAAGUCCUGGAAAGGGAAGCUCAUUGAGCAGAGUGAUAUGAAAAUGGAGUUCUAGAGACCACAGCCAUGAUUUCACCAAUGUGUGUUCAACAUUCAGUGUCAUUCAGUAUCUCACCUGCCCCGUACCAUUACGAUGUGAAGUCCUUGAGGCGAAGAGCAUACCUGUUUACAUGACAGUCACAAACAUUCAGUAUCUCACCUGCCCCGUCCCAUUAGGAUGUAAAGUCCUUCAGGUGAAGGGCAUACCUGAAAGUCCUUCAGGUGAAGGGCAUACCUGUUUACAUGACAGUCACAAACAGCUUAUGAUUACAUCUGAACAUAUUUAUACCAACAAAAUUGAUGUGUUACCAUGAAUAUGAAACGUUGUCUGUGAACACUGGGUCUCAUUCAUGUGCGUAAAGUGCCGCCACUUAUUAGCCUGUGCAGUUCGCUUUCCACUUAAUGGAAUUUUGUUUAAAGGUAGUCUCUUCUUAAAGAAAGUCCAGUUUAUGCAGACAUGAAAGUCCAGAUAUAGUUGUCCAUGAUUAGCCUGUGCAGUUCCCUUUCCACUUUAUGGAGUUUUUAGCUCUACUGGCCGAAGGCCUGAAGAGCUUAUGUCAUGGCGUGGUUUCCGUCGUCUGUGCGUAAGACUUUUUCUUGUUUACGCGAUAAAGUCCACAGUUUUCAUCCGAUUCUUUUCAAACUUGUUCAGUGUCUUUAUAUUAAUGAGGACUCAAACCCUAUCGAAAAUGGGUUACAUCAGAGUAAAAAGUCCAGAAUUAUCUCCCCUUGAAUUUGAGAAAAUUGUGAAAUAAGGCUUGUUUAUGCAAUAAAGUCCACAGUUUUCAUUCAAUCAUUUCCCAACUUGCACAGUGUCUUUAUCUGAAUGAUGAGUCAAACCCUAUUGAAAAUGAGCAAUAUCGGAGUUAUAAGAGUCCAGAAUUAUCUCCCCUUGAAUUUGAGAAAAAAAUGAAAAUCAUUUACAUUUUGCCAUAACUUUUGCAAUAUUGUAUAUAGCAACUCCAUAUUUGGCAUGCAUGUGUAUCUCAUGGAGCUGCACGUUUUGAGUGGUGAAAGGUCAAGGUCAUCCUUCAAGGUCAAAGGUCAAAAAUAACAUUAAAAGCGGCGCAGAAGGGGAGAUAGUGUUUCCGACAAACACAUUUCUUGUUUGUUUACAUAUAAAGUUCUUUCCUUUUGAAACUUCAACAGAUGUUUUAUAUCAUAAAGGGCCAGAACCCCAUUGAGAGUGAAGAAAAUGUGUCCAACUUAUUGUUGAAAAGGAGCCAUUUGAAGUUUAAAUUUUACGUUUCUUCUUGUUUAUGCGAUAAAUUUCCAAUUUUGGGUCUGUUUAUUGAAAACUUACUCAGAUUGUUCAUACUAUCAAGGGCUUGAGCCCUAUUGUUUCCAGCCAGUAGAGCGAUUCAGGCCCUCAUGGGCCUCUUGUUUGUUUAUAGGUAAUCUCUUGUAAACAAAAGUCCUUUUGAUGCUGACAUUGUUGUCAAUAAUUAGCUUGUGCGGAAUGCGUAGGCUAAUCAGGGACUUCAUUUUUUACGCAGAUGCAUUUAACUCCAUUUUGCCAUAGCAAGGCUCAUAUUUAUUUUUGUAUUUAUCAUUGUCUAAUUUAUACUUAUGAUUUGAAGUAUGUAGGCUGCAGUGUCGACUUUGUACAUGGAAACUGGCACUUGACAUAUUUAUUUUGACAAACUUGACCUGAAAAAAACAAACUCCUAUGAUACUUGUUCACUUGUGUCCAAUAAUGAAUUUAUAAUUCAAUAUACCGUAAUGUUAACAGGGUAGAAAUUUGUUGUUUUUUCUCUUAAGAAUCAAACAUCAAAUAGCUGCCAGAUAAUAAAAUGAGAUAUCAUAUACUCAUGUGUUAUUUAGGUGUUAUCCAACUUAUACAUUCAUUUCUAUGGUGUAUUACAAUUAUUGAUAAACGUAUCAUUUGCUACCCUUGCAUGUUAACGUAAGGAACAGGGUGUUGAAACUAUAUGUUUAUAUUAUGUUUUGACUUAAUAUUAUCAUUUGUAACUACCGUUGUACCAGGUGAUUGCAUGUUACAGCAAAAGGACAGUACCUGAACGGAGAAGUACAUUUUGGAAUAUAUGGCUGCAUUUUGUUGUUCUUACAUGUAUACAUGUAUGGAUGAAAUGUAUUGAAACUGGCAGACGUUAUCAAGAAAAUCCUAAUUUGAUAUAUGAAAUAAAAUAAAGUUUAUAAAACAAAUAAAUACAACACUCUUAACAUAUUUGAAAAAAGUAUAUUGGCUGUUCGGAGUAUUUCAAUAAUUGUAUGUAAACAAAUUGAUUUGUGGUGUGGAAUAUUGAAAUAAAGUUUUAAAAUUA